AUGCACCACGCACGAUCGUCAGAGGAGUUCAAAGCGAUGGCCAAAUUGUGUACGGGUAAGUGGCGUGAUGACAAGCAAAAUGCGUACGCCGACUGGUUCUCUAAGUUGUACUUGUCGGAGCUGUGGUCGCGCUGGCACACAAUGAGUGCCAUACCCGGCAUUUUACCCUCGCAAAAUGCGCUGGAGUCGCAUAACAGAGCUAUCAAGACGUGCGGUGUCAGGUUCAAGCGAGCCAAGACCGGAGUGAUACUUGACGAUUCAAUGCCGCGAUUGUUGACAAUGGUUGGUGUUGACAGUCCAAAGGGUCCGUUUGGUCACUACUGCGAAGGGCCCCUACCAAGCCAAAUGAUUCUGAGGGCGUUAGAUCAUGUCGCUACUGGAGCACACAGGAUUAAACGAGAUCCAGGGAAGCAAACGGGUAUUCUUCGCUCCGUGUUCUGCAACACUUCAACUUACAUGUCCCUUGGUGAAGAAGUCACGCAGGAACGAGUGACUCGGUACUGCGAAGCAAAGGACGGAAGGUUUCUCGAGACUGACACUGUACAGGACAUAAACCUCCACUCUCUUUCACUACACCAGGUUGAAUUUAUUGGUGAUCCGAACCAACUAUUACGGUUCCAGUUCGCACUUCAACCCGUCAUCACUAUGGACAAAAUAAAAGAGAUUCGAGAACUCUACCGGUGCGAUUGCAAGGCAUUUAUGUCGACUGGAUGGGCAUGCUCGCACGUCGUGGCUGCCAUGUCCAUUAACGAGCAGUUCGAUUUGGACUUGGCAGCGACACGCCUCCCGACAAAAAAGCUCAGCGGUGGUCAGCGGAAGAUCCCUAAUGCCCUAACCAUUGACAUUACGGGGGCAAAGAGGUUUUCUACAAAGCUUAUCACACGCUUACAGAGAGAGCCCAUGUACAUUCAUAACUGGCAGGUGUGUAAGGACUUCAUUUUUGAAGAAGAUGGAGUAGAGACGACUGAGUUCAUCACCGGCAGGAUCAAGGGCGCCCAGAGGAAGAAUGGUGUCUACCAAUGGCGUGUAAAGUUCGUCGACGGUGACGAACUAUUCUACGAGUGCCAAGACAUAGCUGAGAUCAUCGCUGCAUCGCGGAAGAUCGGACUCGACGUAACAAGUUUGGAUGAGCAAGCGGAAGAAAACAGCUAA
Phytophthora nicotianae INRA-310 is the source of this 1152-nucleotide messenger RNA. RefSeq lists its product as hypothetical. The record is from RefSeq and is a predicted model, not a curated record. The coding region runs from base 1 to 1152 and encodes 383 amino acids. The transcript has 4 exons. Gene Ontology annotation, molecular function: zinc ion binding. NCBI's taxonomy places the organism in Eukaryota, Oomycota, Peronosporomycetes, Peronosporales, Peronosporaceae.